UUCCAUUUCACUUGCUAGAAAUUAUAAACCAUAUUCAAAUAUUUAAAAAAAAAUAUUUCGAGUGUAACAAUGGUUAGAGCCCCAUGUUGCGAGAGGAUGGGACUAAAGAAAGGCCCAUGGACACGUGAAGAAGAUGAAAUUCUUGUCAACUACGUUAAUAAGUACGGUCAUGACAACUGGCGCGCUCUCCCUAAACUAGCCGGUUUACUAAGAUGCGGAAAAAGUUGCAGGCUCAGAUGGAUUAAUUAUCUUAGACCCGAUAUCAAAAGGGGUAACUUUACAAGAGAAGAAGAACAAAUCAUCAUACAAUUGCAUGCAGCCUUGGGAAACAGAUGGUCAGCUAUUGCAGCACAACUACCAGGACGGACAGAUAACGAGAUAAAGAAUGUUUGGCACACUCACUUAAAGAAACGAGUGGAUCACAAUCACAAACCCGAAAAACAAUACCAGGUCUCAAAUUUUCAGCAGCAAAAUUCCGAAUUAAAAGAAGAGUAUGUCGAGGCAUCACCGUCUUCAUCAUCAUCGAAGCUGACGGAGAUAAAUUCCGGUGAUGGUGGUCGAACGAAUAGUAUUCAACUUCAUUCUCCUCAGCAUUCUUAUAGUGAGAUCUCUUCGGUGAUUACAAUGGAUAAAGGUGACAUGCAAGUUCUCGGAAAGUUAGAACAAAUGGAUGAUGAUUUCUGGUCGGAGAUUUUCUCAGGUGAAAAUUCCGGUGAGUUAACGGAGGUUAAAGGAGGGUAUAAAUACAAGUCUAGCAUGCAUGAUGACAUGCAGUUUUGGUUCAAUGCAUUAACGAGUGGGGAUGAGUUACUAUGAACCUAAUUUCACCUAGCUUUUUUUUAAUCAUUGUAUUGAUUUUUGGUUAGAAAAAUCAUUCAAUCAAAUAGAUAAAAUGAAAGAAAGUUUUGUGCAACAAGAGUGGUCAACUCUUUUAACAUAAAUGGAUUUGUAUUGGUAGAGCGACCAU
This is a messenger RNA of Helianthus annuus (common sunflower), 967 nucleotides long. RefSeq names its product transcription factor MYB14. The coding region runs from base 70 to 816 and encodes 248 amino acids. Lineage: Eukaryota; Viridiplantae; Streptophyta; Magnoliopsida; Asterales; Asteraceae. The record is from RefSeq and is a predicted model, not a curated record. The transcript is spliced from 3 exons.